AAUCAGCCCAGUUAAGAGAAUGAAAACAGUGAGGGGUGAGAAGUCUGAUUGUGUUACAUAGAGCAGAUAGGUACAUAAACACACACAGGAGGACUGAGCAAGAAGACAGAGAGAGGGAAGCUGAGAGAGAGAAAGCAGCAGGAGAGGUGAAGUCUGACGGAGAAGAAGAUACUGUUAGGGGGUUUGCUGCUGCUGUGCUGGGAUCAUGUCUCUUCAAGGCAAGGUGGCUCUAGUGACAGGGGGGGCUCAGGGCAUUGGCAGAGCCGUGGUCCAGUCACUGCUACACAGCUUAGCCAAGGUGACUAUGGUCGAUCUGAACAAGACCUGUGGUGAAGAGUGCAAGACACAUCUGGAUGCAGAGUUUGGAGAGGGCAACUGCACCUUUAUUCAGUGUGAUGUGUCUGAUGGAGAUUCACUGAAAGAUGCCUUCCAGAGAACCGUGGACCAGUUUGGUCGCCUGGACAUCGUGAUAAAUAAUGCUGGCAUUAACAAUGAAAAUAACUGGGAGAAGACCAUUCAAGUCAACUUGACAUCUGUAAUAAAGGGAACCUACUUGGCACUGGAACACAUGAGUAAAGAGUAUGGCAACGAAGGAGGCACCAUUAUUAAUGUAUCCUCUAUGGCAGCCUUCCUCCAUUCUCCUCAUCAGCCUGUCUACACUGCUACCAAACAUGGAGUCAUCGGGUUUACAAGAGCUAUGGCAGACGCAUCCACUCAGGGUAACUACGGUGUUCGUAUCAACGUCCUGUGUCCAGCUUUCGUCGACACACCUCUGCUGCACUCGGUGGAACAUGAGGACAACAUGGGCAAGUUUGUCAAGUUCAAGGAUGAUUUCAAACGCAGCAUGCACAAGUUUGGAGUUUUACAGCCCUCACUGAUAGCAGAGGGAAUGAUGAAGUUGAUCAUGGACUCCAGUCUGAAUGGAGCAGUCAUGAAGAUCACCUGCUCCAAGGGAAUCCACUUCCACACCUAUGAACCCAUGUCUGCUUGAGCCUGGAGAAAAACUGGACUCCAUGCUGCUGCUAACGUAACAGUGCAGCGCUUUAAUCUAUCUCACUAUAACACACUGAUUCAGGACAACACUUGGCUGCUGUUAGGGUUAACAUCUGAACCGCAUCUGACCAGCAUUUGAAUUUUGAUCAUCUAAGAACUAUUUUGAAUAAUUCCAUAAUUAUCGGAAUUAAAUUAUUUGGCGAACAUAUAGAUGAGCCUCUUUCAGUUAGGUUUAGUCAUUCAUAGUCAUCCACCUCAGACAUUACUUUACUGUAAAGAGUUGUAGCUGAUUUGAUAGAUUUGUUUAAAAACUCAUUAUGUGUGUGUGUGUGUGUGUGUAUGGUUACAAGUUGUUCUCAUUUACACAAUUAGGCAACCACCCAAAAAAUAUUUUCUUGUGGCCCACAAACAUCACAUGAACCAACUGAAGCUGCUAAUAAAAUAAUUUACAAUCCC
This is a messenger RNA of Limanda limanda (common dab), 1449 nucleotides long. RefSeq names its product 15-hydroxyprostaglandin dehydrogenase (gene hpgd). Gene Ontology annotation, molecular function: oxidoreductase activity, acting on the CH-OH group of donors, NAD or NADP as acceptor. Gene Ontology annotation, cellular component: cytoplasm. The coding region runs from base 206 to 991 and encodes 261 amino acids. The transcript is spliced from 7 exons. The record is from RefSeq and is a predicted model, not a curated record. NCBI's taxonomy places the organism in Eukaryota, Metazoa, Chordata, Actinopteri, Pleuronectiformes, Pleuronectidae.